This is a messenger RNA of Notothenia coriiceps (black rockcod), 3617 nucleotides long. It is a transcript of the gene usf2, whose product is annotated as upstream transcription factor 2, c-fos interacting. The transcript has 11 exons. NCBI's taxonomy places the organism in Eukaryota, Metazoa, Chordata, Actinopteri, Perciformes, Nototheniidae. Gene Ontology annotation, biological process: regulation of transcription by RNA polymerase II. The record is from RefSeq and is a predicted model, not a curated record. Bases 1317 to 2336 code for a protein of 339 amino acids. Gene Ontology annotation, molecular function: RNA polymerase II cis-regulatory region sequence-specific DNA binding; protein dimerization activity; DNA-binding transcription factor activity, RNA polymerase II-specific.
UCGAAUUAUUUUUUCGUUCUAUCUUUCCUUUAUUGAACAAAAUACAAUGCAGCUUUACGUGUCUGUGCAAUCAACAAAUAUAACAAAUACAAAUAAUUGCAUAACUAAUGUGAAUAAACAACAUAAUAUAUACAUCUAAAAUGGUAUUUGAUUUCAAUUCCAGCUUAUUCUUCAAACUCAAAUCAAUUGUACACCAAUGAGCAGUUUUUUGCAGCUGUUGAACUCAUGCACAAUUGUAGGCGCAAUUAUUUAUAUAAAAAGUGAUAAAAGUAAGAGGGGUUUCCAUAAAUGCGGUUUGUUUAAUAUGAUAUGGUGCCUUCAGGAGAGUUGUGUUAAUCAGCAGACUGUGGCUAAUGGUUGAAACUGGCUGCACAAAAAACACCAUGUUCCACUCAAACGGAACCCCGGAUCAACAUGUUUUCCGUUUUUUUUAGUUAAAAUAGCUUCUAGCUGUCAAACACGACAUAAGAACAGUGAGUUACGAGGUUACGAGAAGCGGAGUGCUCUGCGCGUUGGACAGUUUGUGUCAUGUGGUCUGUGUGAAAACCCGUAUUGGAUCCCCGUGGUCACCUGGGCAAAAAACCUGAAGGAGCUGAGGAGCUGAUAGUCUGCAUGUGUGUGUCAGAUGAACACUGUACACAUGUAUAUGAUUGCCUUGGCAAAUCUAACACAAAGUCUAAGAAAUUAUAAGCAAAUAAUCCCCGCGUGACUGACUUUUAAAUGCAGAAAUAAAACGAGAAUAAAACGCGAUAAUGCACUAGAAAACUAUUUGCCCCAGAGGAGUCACGUGAAUGCUAGGUUACACUAUGUGAAAUAUUAAAAGGCAAAGGAACAUUUACACUGAUCAAAACACACAUUUAAACACAAUAUAAAAAGGCAGUAACCAAUCCACUCCGCAUCUUAUUGGCCGCAUGGCGCAGUCCACAGCUUUGCGCGGAUAAACAGCAGCUGUGCGCCGCGAGCAACAGAAAGGAAACCCAAGGAAAAAACAAUUCCAUCGAACAACAGGAAAUAAUCCUCCAGCCGUACAUCCAGGUUCAUCUGAAAGACUAUAACGAUCUCCACGGAGCACCGCCGCCGCCGUGCAGCUGCGUAAGCCCCCGGAGUGUGUGUGUUUUUCGGUUUUCCGCACAGACGCAGACGACUCCCUCCUGCUCAGCAGCGGCCUCCAUUUUAGCUCCUUGCCCGGUCGGUGCCUCACGUGUCCUGGACUGUCUUCCUCACAUGACCCGUGUGUUUGUCCCCGUGAUCAGCGCUUCCAUCUCCGUAAAUCAGUGUCGUUGAAUAUCGGCGUUUUUACCCUCGCAAAAAGCUUCAUGGAUAUGCUGGAGCAGAGUCUGGACAGCUCGGGGAGUCACGACAAACAGGAAACAGAAGAGGUGGUGCAGCUACAGGAAGCCUCACAGAUUGGAAACCUGUUCUGUGUUGCAGGAGAGUCGGUGGGCACGGUGGAGCAGACCGCAGUGACCAUCACCGGCGUCCCGCAGGCUGCGUUCACUGACCACAAUGUGCAGUACCAGUUCCGCACAGAGAACAGCGGAGGACAGGUGACGUACCGUGUGGUUCAGGUGACAGACGAUCAGUUGGAAGCCUCAGCUGAUGGGUCAGGGGCCGUCAGUGUGGUCUCUGCUGCAGCGUUUGCUGGAGCCCCCCAGGCAGUGGCACAGGCUGUCAUCCAGAACCCUUUCAGUAAUGGGGGCAGUCCUGGGGGGGAGACGGUGGGAGGAGAGACGCGUUUCGCUUAUUUCCCUGCCACCACCGUCAGCGAUGGAACCGCCGUGUCGGUGCAGACCACCUCCGACCCUACGAUAGCUCAGGCAGGAGGCCAGUUUUACGUGAUGAUGAGCCCCACUGAGGUACUACAGGCGGCCCCUCGUUCCCUCGCACCCCGCACACACACCUACACUGCAGACCUCGGUGAAAGCGAGAUGCUGCAGCAUGGCAGUUCUAACUGGAAGGUGGAGGGUCCACGGGCGCCCAGAGAUGAGAGGCGAAGAGCACAACACAAUGAAGUGGAGAGAAGAAGAAGAGACAAGAUUAACAACUGGAUUGUCACGCUUUCAAAAAUCAUCCCCGACUGUAGCUUAGACAGCAGGACUGGAGCGGUGAGUUUAAAAAGUAAAGGAGGCAUCCUGUCCAAAGCCUGCGACUACAUCAGAGAGCUGCGUCAGAGUAACCAGCGACUGCAAGAGAGUUACAAAGAGGUGGAGCGGGUGGAGAUGGACAACGAGCUGCUUAGACAACAGAUUGAGGAGCUGAAGAAUGAUAAUGCACUGCUUCGAGCGCAGCUACAGCAGCACGGCGUAGAAGUGAAUGGAGAUGCGACACCUCAGUAAUUGUGAACUGGACACUUAACCUCACAAACACAGUGUUUCAUCCUCCCACCCACCUGAACAAUACCAUGAAAGGAAGUACAACUAGAGACAAUUUCCAGCUGUAAUUGGACCACACAAACCGACACACACAGGGUUCGGAGAAAAGAAACAAUGAAGGACUGCAAACGCCUCCUCCACCUCCAGCUGUUGAAGGCUGAACGCUCUGAAAUCCGUUAACUGUGUAGCUCACUGAACCUCUCACCUCUGCUUCAAGGAACCUUUGCACAGCUCCAGCAUAUUUUCUUUUACUUUAAAUUAUAAAACUGCCACAGGAAAUGUUACUUUUAAUUAUUUCACCUUUUUUAAUGGAACCGCAAGCCUCUACUUCUUCCCUUUUUUGUUGACAUUUGCUGUGAUGGAACUACUAAAUGUGACAUGAAUGAUAGCUCCCCAUUUACUUUUAAUUUAUUAGUGUUUAAGGAAUAUGUACACAACAAAAAAAGUCAGCUGGUUCCAGAAAUGAUUCAAAAACACAUUUUUUGGAUAAUGCUCAUAAACUGUUACUAAAUAUAGUUCUACUGUCAGUGGGUCACAUAUAAAUAGUUGAUCUGUGUGCAAUUUGAGGUAACUUUUUACAAUUUCUGCCUCUACACUGACGCACCGAGCACAGAUCACAAAACUUUAUAAACCUAAUGUCGGUGAAUAUUAAAAAAGAAAUAUAUAUAUUACUUUUCUGACAGUCAAAGCAACUUCGAGUCAAGGAGGUUUUAUUUUGAGUGCUAGGCCUUAAUUGAAGCCUGCUGGAGAGUAUGGGUGUUAACAUAGCUCAGGUAAUUGGGAUAGUGCACUGCAAGUGGUUCCCAGACUCCAUGAAGUCUUGGAGUUUGGAUCUCUUAUGUGUCCCUAUUGGGUGCAAUGUACACAUAAUGAGAAUAAGGAGAUGAGGUGGGAGUCAUUUCUUAACGGCAUUAAAAUAAUAGUUGGUUUGUAUAUCUGCUUAAUAGGCUACUGGUGUAAUGCACUGAAAUAGAGGUUCAGUCUCUGUUGGACCACUAGUCAUACUUCAUUUUAGUGGACACACCCAAGGUGGCUUUUUUUGCAAUUCCCUAAACUUUGUGGACCUUUGCUGCUGACAGAAAGACCAGAAAACCACCAUGGUGAGGAAUGUGGAGAGUAGUUUGGAUGUGAGUGGUGAUAGUUUUAACUAACCAGCUGUUGUCUACACUGAAAGUCACCACAGCAUGGAAAUAUAACCACUGGCAUGACUAAUUCUGAUACAAUAAAACAAGUGUUUAUACCUGA